AUUUGUUUUCUUCCUCUAGAUUUCAAAGAGCUAGCUAUCGCUGAAAACAGUGAGAGACAGAGAAGACAGAGAGAGAGAGAGAGAUGGUGUUGAUGGUCAGUGAAGUUAGGCAAAAACCAACUUUCUAUUUAUGUAUAAUUAGGUCAAUCACAUCACCAAUUUAACUUUUUUCCUCCUCCAAUUCUCCUCCUCUCCUAACAAAAUUAGGGUUUCUUGCUUCUCUACUCUUUUCUCAGAUUCCGAAGUCAUUUCAUCGGAAUUCUCAUCAGAAAACCAUCGAAUUCCAUUGAAAAACCCAAUCUUGGCCAACAGCAUUAAUCAAGAGAUACUGAAUUGUAAAGAUGAUGACGAAUUUGUCUCUAACAAGAGAACUAGGAGAAGAAGACGAAGAAGCAGAAGCAAAGAGGCCCGUGGAAGAAGUGGAGAGAGAGCACAUGUUCGACAAAGUGGUGACUCCAAGCGACGUCGGGAAACUAAACCGACUCGUGAUCCCAAAGCAACACGCAGAGAGAUACUUCCCUUUAGAUUCAUCCUCAAACGAGAAAGGUCUGCUUUUAAACUUCGAAGAUCUCACAGGAAAAUCAUGGAGGUUCCGUUACUCUUACUGGAACAGUAGCCAGAGCUAUGUCAUGACUAAAGGUUGGAGCCGUUUCGUCAAAGACAAGAAGCUUGAUGCCGGAGAUAUUGUCUCUUUCCAGAGAUGUAUCGGAGAUUCAGGGAGAGACAGUCGUUUGUUUAUCGAUUGGAGGAGAAGAGCUAAAGUCCCUGACCAUCCGACAUCCAUUGCUCACUUUGCUGCCGGAGCUAUGUUCCCUAGCUUUUACAGUUUUCCGACAACAACUACUUCGACAAGUUACAAUCUUUAUAAUCAUCAUCACCAGCCACGUCAUCUCCAAAGUAGUGGUUAUAGUUACCCUCAGAUUCCGAGAGAAUUUGGGUAUGGUUAUUUCGUUAGGUCAGUUGAUCAGAGGGCGGUGGCUGAUCCGCUAGUGAUCGAAUCUGUGCCGGUGAUGAUGCACGGAGGAGCUCGAGUUACUCAGGCGGUUGUCGGAGCCGCCGGGAAGAGGCUGAGGCUUUUUGGAGUCGAUAUGGAAUGUGGCGAGAGCGGAGUAACCAACAUUACGGAGGAAGAUUCUUCAUCUUCCGGUGGGAGUUUGCCACGUGGCGGUGGCGGUGGCGGUGGUGCUUCUUCGUCUUCCUCUUUGUUUCAGCUAAGACUUGGAAGCAGCAGUGAAGACGAUCACUUCUCUAAGAAAGGAAAGUCUUCAUUGUCUUUUGAUUUGGAUCAAUAUUGAUGAUGAGAUUAGUUGGUAUAUAUAUCAAAAUUAAGGAAUACACAUAAUUCUCUUUCUAUAUAUAUAUGAGACUACUUAAUGCACUCGUUAUAAACUUAAUGCAUAGUCCAUACAGAGAAAUUUUAUGGAAAUUAUAUGG
Molecule: messenger RNA, 1434 nt
Organism: Eutrema salsugineum
Lineage: Eukaryota; Viridiplantae; Streptophyta; Magnoliopsida; Brassicales; Brassicaceae
Product: B3 domain-containing transcription factor NGA1
Exons: 1
Coding region: 342-1295 (317 amino acids)
Molecular function (GO): DNA-binding transcription factor activity; DNA binding
Source: RefSeq, a predicted model, not a curated record